Rhodamnia argentea is the source of this 3006-nucleotide messenger RNA. Its product is annotated as pentatricopeptide repeat-containing protein At4g04790, mitochondrial-like. NCBI's taxonomy places the organism in Eukaryota, Viridiplantae, Streptophyta, Magnoliopsida, Myrtales, Myrtaceae. The record is from RefSeq and is a predicted model, not a curated record. The transcript is spliced from 16 exons. Bases 143 to 2791 code for a protein of 882 amino acids. Gene Ontology annotation, molecular function: protein binding.
GGCUUCAUUGUAGCUUGCACAGUAGAAAACGGAGGACGAGAAGCGCAGCAAAGCGAAAUGUGCACAACGUAAAACCUCUCAAAACCCUCUUGACGGUCUGGAAUUGUCGAAGCCGAAGACGGAGGAGGAGCUUGCAGCUCAAAUGUCCUCUUCCUCCUCCCUCAAAUUGAGCGCGCUAUUUCGAUCAGCUGUGAAAUCUGCCAACAAAGUCGCCGCCUCUGCCAAGGACGCGUCUCUCAAGGACGUCCUCUCUUCAAUCGACGACUCUUUGUCUUCGUCGUCUCCAUCCACGUCCUCCACCAUCACCGACACUCUCCGAAGGCUCUCGGAAAGCCCUGCCGCGCGGCAUUCGCUCUCCGACAGGUUCACUCCGAAGCUAACGCGGAGCAAGUCCGUCUCCAGAACGGAGGUGGACGCAGCCGAACCAUUUGAUGCUUUGCCGGGGAAGCAGCUGUCAAACGAGAUGUCGAACGAGAUAAAACAUGUCCUCCGCAGUGAUUCUUCCAUUGAUUCACCUGAUUCAGAAGAUUGUAACCUGAAGUCUCUAGAGGUAGUAUUGAGUAAACCAUUGUUUGCGGAUAUGUCUCGGACAAAAGCGUUAUUUCACAAGGAAGCUUUACGUGAAAGAAAGCAAAGAUGGAUCUUCAAAAAUACUCUGGUGCGGCGAUAUGACCGUUUGGUCAAGAUGUGUGCACAGGUGCUAGGAACCGAAGCUACGUUGCAGGUAUUUGGUAAAUUGGGACAUGAAACCGGAGUAAAAGAAUACAAUUCACUGAUAGCUAUUUGCAUAGAGAAGGCUAGGGGAAGUGAUGAGGAGGAGGUUGCCUUGCAAGAGAUUCAUAAGGCUUUUAGGCUAUUCAAAUCAAUGAGGGAGCAAGGGUUCCCAAUAGAGGAGGAUACUUAUGGUCCAUUUCUGAUGUACUUGAUUGACAUGGAGAUGGUAGAAGAGUUCCAUUUCUUUGGUAGACUCAUCAAAGAUGAUAAUCCCAGCUCUAUAUCAAGGGUUGGUUAUUAUGAGAUGCUGCUUUAUGUUAGAACUGAUCAAGAAGAAAAGAUCCGAGAACUCUUUAACCAUGUAACAGGUCAUGAUGGAGAAGACAAAUAUGACUUAGCAGGAAACUACUUGUUAGCUUUAUGUGGAAGUGAUCGAGAGGAGCUCUUGCAUUUUUUAGAAGUCUUAGACAUCCGGAAUAUAUCAUCUUUGGAGUGUCUAACAAGCAUCUUUACCUCUUUGGGAAAGUUAAAGAAGGAUUUCCUUGCAGAACAAUUCCUUCUGGCGCUUAAAGACCAUCAUGAUAGAGCGGAGCAUGUGACAAAGUUCAUUUUUGAUUAUGUUGCUUAUAUGCCAAAUUUAUCGGUUGAGGAUGUCAUUACUAAGUUCCAUAGUCUUCAUGAGAAGCUGAAGGUGAAACCUUCUUCAACUUCAUAUCAAGGUCUCAUAGAUUAUUGUUGUGCUUCACUCAAGGUGCACGCAGCUCUGGAUAUAGUGGAAGAAAUGUGUGCUGCUGGUUUUACCUUGUCCAUAGGGGUAGUACAUUCCAUUCUACGAGCUAGCGACGAGAAUCAUGACUUCAAUUUGGUGCACCGAAUCUACUCAAUGAUGCAUUGCCACAAUCUCAGUCCAAAUACUGAUACCUUCAGAAGUAUGAUAAAUUUGUCUGUGAGAAUGAGAGAUUUUGAUUCUGCUUAUAACAUGCUUGAGGAUGCACAGAAAAUGAAUUUGGCACCUACAGCUAGUAUGUAUAAUGCUAUAAUGGGAGGAUACUAUCGUGAGAGAGACCCUCACAGUGCAUUGAUGGUUCUAAAGCAAAUGGAAAAGGCACAUGUGAGGCCAGAUAGUCAGACUUAUAGCUAUCUGAUAUGUAAUUGCAAUACAGAAGAGGAUAUAAAUAAGUACUAUAUGGAAUUCAAGCGCAGUGGGUUACCAGUAACAAAGUAUAUUUGCAUGGCCCUUAUUAGUGCAUAUGCAGCUUGCGGGCAGUUUGAGAAGGCAAAAAAGGUACUUAAAGAGGAGGGAGUACUCGUGACAGGAUCAAAUGAACUGAGGAGCAUACUUGUCUCAUCUCUUGCGUCAAAUGGGCAAAUCUGUGAUGCUCUUGAAAUGUAUGAGAAAUUCAAGCAGGAUGGCUACAGUUUGGAGCCUAAAGCUGUUAUCAGUCUGAUUGAGCACCUUCAAUCAGAUGGACAGCUGAGUAGAUUGCUAAAGUUGGUCGAGGAGUUAACUGAUCGACAGUUCUGGUUUGAUGGAUGUUACAGAGUUCUCCUGUAUUCUGUCCGAUUCAAUCAUUUAAGUGCUGCUGUUGAUUUGCUAAAGCAACUCAAAGAUUUUAUUAGCAAUGAUGAAGUGGCCAUGGAAGCAGUUUUUGAUGAGGUGUUCUUUGGCGUUGCGGAAGAGACAACCCGUCUGCAGAUGGGCUUGGACUUGCUUCAAGUAAUCAAGAAUGAUCUUGGCCUUGCCCCUUCGCGAAAGGUUCUUGAUGUUCUUCUCAGUGCUUGUGUCAGUGCGAAAGACCUGGAUAAGUCUCUCUUGAUUUGGAAAGAAUAUCAAGCAGCUGACCUCCCUUAUAAUAUUCUGAGUUUCUUGAGGAUGUAUCAAGCCCUUCUGGCUUCAGGAGACCUCAAGUCUGCAGGGAUUAUGCUGCGCAAGAUGCCCAAGGACGAUCCCCAUGUGCGCCUCAUCAUCCGAGAAUCCCACGGUGCAUAUGCCAAGAUGGCAUCCGUGAAAAAGAGAGAGAAAAACCGAACAACAAAGGUAGCAAAGCACAUAAAAAGUCGGAAGGGGAAAAAGUAAGUACGAGGACUAACCGCAUUACUGUUCAAGUACUUUGUAGUUCCUAGGUCAAUAGCCUGUUGUAGUACAUGCAUGCCUUGAUGUGAUUGUAGGGUAGCAUUGUCGGACGCUUUCGUGACAAUUGUCAUGGGAUUCCCUUCUUCGUCUUUGAGCUUUUUUUCAUUUGUUCAAUAUCGCUUUGAAUUUUUUCUUCACAAACUAUGUCUUUGAAUUUU